ACGACAGCUACCUCACGCUUGUUUGUUUACGAUUAGUUCUUUUCGAUCAGCAAAAGCUGGAAACUGGUUAAUCCCAGAGUUAAUUGGUGCUCAUAUUUUAGUGAAAUUCUAAUGUUUAAGAAUACAUUUCGUUUGAUAUUCGCGCGUUCUGAGUCAUCCAGACAAGGUAAACAAGAAAAUCUGAUACUGACUUCCAGUGAAAUAUCGAAGGCGUUAGCUUCAUGAAAUCGAACCGUGGAAGCUAACACAAGUGGUACGCAAUUAAGUACCCAGGUGAUCAAUCUGGAGCACGUCCGGAUUUGGGUCGACAAUGACGACGAUGGAUCCGAGGUGCCUUGCCCUGAGCAGGCGGCGGAGAUGGGAUCUCAUGCUGGUGCUGGCAGUGCUGACGUUUACCUUCGGAUUCGUUGCAGCAGAUACCGAAAAAGAUUUCACCCAGGAGUGCAACAAAUGCCGCUGCAGCUGGAAGAGUGGCAAACGUAAUGCCGACUGCACAAACCAAGGGCUGGAAUUCAUACCUGCAGAUCUGAGCUCGGAGCUGCAGGUUCUGGACCUUUCCAACAAUCGAAUCGGAGAAAUUCGAGGCCACGAAUUGAUGCAUGUGCAUCAGCAAAAUUUGCACAAAUUGUAUAUUAAGAAUAGUACGAUCGAAAGUCUCCAUCGAGACGCAUUCCGAAAUUUGACCAUUCUAAUCGAGCUGGACCUUCAAGGAAACAACUUGAAACGGCUCGAUCCGGGACUUUUCGAUGAUCUCAAGAAAAUACGAGUGAUCAAUCUCAAUCAAAAUCAGAUUGAACGAAUCGAAAACAAUCUAUUCCAGAAUUUAAAAUUCCUCACCAAAAUCAAUCUUAGCGAGAAUCGCAUCUACCGAAUAGCGUUACAUAGUUUUACGAACGUUCCAGCGCUCUCUCAAAUCGAGCUGGACUACAACAAGCUGCAGAUCCUGCGGAAAGAAACCUUCGUCAAUUUGGAAAAGCUGACCAGCCUUUCCCUCACGCACAAUCCCUGGAACUGCAGCUGUGCCCUGCGGAACUUUAGCGAAUUCAUAAUGACCAGUCGUUUAUACCGUUCGCCUACGACCUGUGCGGAACCGGCAAUGCUGGCCGACAAAGAGUGGGACAAUAUUCAUUUGGACGAGUUCGCCUGUCGCCCGCAAAUUGUGGAUAACAAAAUAACCUACCCGGGAGAUGGUGAAAAUGCUACCUUCACUUGCAAGGUUUCCGGAACACCACUUCCCAAGGUCGAUUGGUUGUUCCAUAAGAGACCAUUUCCCAAGAACGAUAGGCGCCUCAGCGUUACAUAUGCGGUGCGGACCAAUGGCAAAGACCCCACGGAAAUCCUCGUUUCCGAACUGACCAUCGUGGGUGUGAAGCCCUCGGAUCGGGGCUCGUACGUUUGCAAGGCUACCAAUGCUGGCGGUACCGAGGAAAGUGAGACGUUUUUCGACCUCAAAAAAGAACCGGCCCGGGUCGUUCCCAACCAAACGAACGACAUCCUCUGGAUAGUGCUGUUUAUUGUGCUGGCGAUCCUGGUUAUUCUCAUCGUUGCCAUUGCGGUAUUUUGUUGCUUUUGCCGGGCGCGUCAGUUCAAGAAAAAAGCCUCGGUCAGCGAGAAUGGGCUGAUGAACAGCAAGAUGGACAAAUCGACCGAUGGAUCGUUGCUGGAAGGGGGCUCGGUCAUCAUGGAGAUGCAGAAAAGUUUGCUAACGGAGGUGAAUCCGGUGGAGAAACCGCCGCGCCGCUCCGACAUCGAUGCUACCGAUCGGAGUGUGGACUACGACGAAGGGCACGAGGUGAAGAAGACGCUGCUCGAGGAAACGGGGUUUGCAGCCCCAGAUGAGGAAACGGUUUCGGUUGCUCUGUCCGAUACCACGCCUCGCACCAGGGCGGCCUACGUGGAGGAUGGCUAUGGUACCACGACCCUGCCUCCGGAUUUGCUGGCCUUCCCACCGACCAAUCGCUUUCCGCAAUCACCCUCGAUCCAGAGCUCGAUGUCUAACAUCCACGAUGGACGCAUCUAUGGCACUAAAUCCCCCCUGUCGAGCCCUAUCUAUCAGCAAGGUCCCGGUGGUCAAGUGCCGGCCGGGUUCCGAACACUGCAGCACCCGAAGACCGGGCGAACGAUAGCGAUCGCCACUCAACGGUCGAAUUCUCCCUUCACGCCAGCACCACUCAUCUAUCCGCAGGUGGUUAUGAAGCAAGGCUACAUGACCAUUCCUCGGAAACCCCGAACGCCGAGUUGGACACCGUCGAUCACAUCGACGGCCACGACCACCGAGUUGCUUCCACCGACCAGCCCAACUUCGACCGGAGAAUUGCCGGCCACAAGCGAACCGGUAUACGACAAUCUGGGGGUUCGAACGACUGCAUCCGGCAAUUCCACUCUAAAACUCAACAAAGCGGCCAAAUUGGCGGCGGCAGCCAGUGGAUCCGGAUCAACCGCUGGCAGUGGAGCCAAUUCCACAUACAGUAUGAAGAAUCGACCCCUUCCAGCGACGCCGGGGGGCCAAACGGCAGGUUCCAGUACCGGGAUAGGCAACAGCAACUACGAAUCUAUCCCAGAAGUGGGAGCAGGACAAUCAUCAUCGGCUGCGUUACGAGCAGGACUUGAGUCGAUUUAUGGGCGGACACCGGGAGCAGCCUCGACGACACCCGGUAGCAGUAAUAGUAGCAGGAGUAAGGUUCCCCCACGACCGCCACCGAAACCUAAAAAGAAAACGAAUCUAACGACGAUGCCGGCGAGUGGUGGUCCCAUGUCCGAUGCCCUCGGAGACAUUUUGUUGAGUCCUAGCCCUAGCGGGAUGGCCAGUACUAGUAGUACCAGUCCGCUGUUCGCGGACGAGGGCGAGGACGGAACGGAAGUCUAGCCGCUGUUCCGAACUUCCCGUCAGCCGAUGCUACCGGUCAUAAUGCAGCUUGGUGGGAAGUGGUGCACAACAACAAUAAACAACAAUGACGACGAAUGUUCCGUGUUGGCCUAAACGGGAAUCAGAAGUUGCUGGCUCCGGGAGGCCAGCCCGUUAGUGUGAGUAGCUUUUAAUGAAAACUCUUAUACAUACACAACAAUUAUAUUCGAAAGUAUAUUUGGUGAAAUAGUCAAUAGUUAUUUUUUCUACUCUAUUUGAACGUACACAACUAGUUGAAUAGUGAACAAAAAAAAAUGCGUGAGCGAUUUCGAGAGCGAUUCAAAGUGAAAGUUAAUGUAAAUUGCGUGCUAGCUCAUCGAAUGAGAGACGACGUAUCUAUAAUAGCAUUACGAAGAAGAAAAAGGUACUAUUAAAAUAUGUUUUAUAAGAAAAGACAAAAGUCAAAAUACACAAAAAAAAAUCGUGCUAAGAUAAAAUACGAGACGGAUCAAAAUCAAACAUUUGGACAAUUAGGCUAAUUCCAUUACGUUUUAAGGUGUAGGCUAUUCCAAAAAAAAAAACAAACCCCUGGAACGAAAAGAAAUGAAGUGAUCGAAUUAAUAGCUAUAUACAAAUUAUACUAUAUUUAUUUAUUACUGAGCUCAGUGGAUCCUCUGGAGUAGGUAGAAUUUUUCUUCUUCUUCAAACUCGGUAGCGGCAGAAAUCUCACUGGAAGCAUUCUCCGGUAAGAGAGAAAAAAGGACGUCAGGGUACAGAAAAAAUAAAUAAAAACUUUCAUUAAUCAUCUCGGAAUUACACGAUAUUCCAACAGCUGGAAUUGAAAAACUACAUUAAAAUGUAUUUUUUUCAUUGAAUAUGCUGGCGCGUUCCAUUCCAAGCUCCUGCUCUAUGUCCAGCAGCGUAUCCGCCGGGGAAUACAAAUUAUUCCAACCGAGCGUGGUCCCCGUCGUCUUCUUCCGACCAUUGCAUUGUGCUCCGACGGAACCCGAAAGAAAGUUUUCCCCAUUACUCAUUAUUUUAAUUUUCACCAGAUUAUUUUUCCGAGUCGGUAUGCUGAAAUGCUGUCUGGUCUGAGGUCUAUUUUCAUCAGAGUGUAUCGUCUGGAGCCGCGCUGGCUCGAUUGUUAAAUUUACAAACAAAUUAGGAAAAUGUUUCCCACCCAGUAGUGGAUAUGAUUAGGUCUGUCCAGUGGCUUAGCCGAUUUUGUCAGCGCUACGAAAACACCUUAUGAAGAGUGGAAAAUGUAUAUUUUUUUCAACAUGCUUUGUAAAACACAGAUUUUAGCUCAACCCAAAGAAUGUGAAAUGGUAGAAAACAAAAUCAUAUUUAAUUAAUUUUCAACUAACUCGCUCUACCAGAAUGGAGUCAACACAAAUGCCAAUACAGCACACACCGAGCCAACAAGCGAAAAACCCUUUUGCUGAUGCAAAUUACGGUUGCUCCACAAGCAUGGAGCGAAUGCUGAACUUCUCACUCUCUGUCGGCGUCAUCGUCGGAUGAUAAGCGCUGUCGUGAUUUCAUAUAUUUACCGAAAAUUAUCAUUAUCGUUUCCAUACAGAGAGCGCAGGAUGGUUGGCAAAGUAGUAAACAGAAUCAAUUUGUGUCGGGCACUUUCCCACUUGGUUCGCGGUUGUUGUUCGAGCCAUGCAGAGAUCCAUUCGGUUGGGCAAGUUUGGGUGCAAAUUUUCGGGAAAGGUGUCCCUGUGUCCAUGAAUAUUUGCAUCUGUUUUAUUUAGUUUGUUUAUUUAUUUAUCGCCCUUACUUGUUUGCAUUACUUCUCAACAAUCUGUCAAAAAGUUUAGUCACAAACAACUAUUUGACUAAGUCCAAAGGAACGUGGCUGCAUUUAUGGCACGUCAACAGAAGAAAUUUAUUAGUAUAGGUAGGUAUAGGUAUGUUAUUUUACCGCAACAGUUUUCUCUCACAUUAUUAUCCAUCCAUGGGUGCAGAGGAUUGUCCAAUGAUGUGUUGAUAAGGAUAAACCUAUACUUACUUGAUUUAUUUGAUUUUUAUUAAAUUUUGAAUUCUUGUCAGCAAACCUAUCAAUUACCUGGAUGCUAAGAUUCACUUAUAAUCAGGAGAUCAAAAGGAUUACUGGGGUUUUUUUUUAUUUUAAUCAUGUAGGUAGUUAGAUUACUUUUCACUUAUAAUUUUUCAAUUCGUUGGGCUGCUAUGUUUUGGAAGAACCAAAUCAGUCGUAAAAUGCAGAUAGUUUCGAAAAUGGUACCUUCGGUACGGCCGAAGGUUUUCGCAUAGGUACUCAAUGCUUAUUAUCUGAUGGUUUGGUUCUAAAGUCUAUAUGAAUAUUUUUCUUAUACCCUCAGAAAGCUUUUUUUCGCUCUGGGGUCAAGAAGUUGACCGAGUUAGGGGGGGAAGCAAACAUCAAAAAUCCAUGUUCUGACAGCUAACCAAAUUAGGCCAUCAUCAUUUCAAUCCGUAAUAUUUGCCCCGUUCCUUUUCAAGUUUCUGAAACCGGGGCUGUUUUUGCUGAUGGAUGUCUACUCCCAAAGGGUGUUGAAGAAAAAAAAACUCGCUACCCUCUCCAGGAUCCAAAUCGAGAACCGCUCGUUUCUCAAAGUUUAUUCUUGUUUAUUCUGGUAAUGAACGUGGACCGAACAGUGAGUCGUUGGGCAAGGCAAGGAAAACCUGAACUUUUGGUUGUCCCGUCCUUUUCCCCAAGUUUUGUGUUGUUCUACUAGUGGGUAUGUUUAUAUACCCAUGUGAAAAAAAAAAUGAGAAAAUCAGCGCACAACAGAAAACUGUUCUCUCAUUUUUCGCUGAGGACGGGAAAAGCAAAUUUUCGGGUGAAAAGCAUGGCGCUUAGCAGAAAAAAAGAAGUUGGUCAAUCGUCUUGGCGGCAUUAACGGGAAAAUGAGCCAGCAGUUGUUAGGCAGCAACGAGAUUACGAAGAUAAGAAAAAGGAACAAAAACAACGUAGUCAGCCACGGCUGAGAAAAUAAGAUGAGAACAAGAAAUUAUAAGAGUGCCAAUUGACUGAAGUAAAUACAACAGAAGACAAAAAAAGAACAGAAAAAAACUGUAAAAGAGUAGGAAAAUUAUAUAUAUGAAAUGAUUAAAAAUUAAUGAACCGAAGCGUGUGCAAAUGAAAAAUCGCAGAAAACAAGAGCAUGUCAGUGUACUGAACGAUUAUUAGGUGUGAGUGGAAAAAGAAACAGCUUGGAUGGAACAACAAAAAACAACAUUGUAGCUGAGGAACAUGCAAACAGUUACACUUACACAUGGAAGAAAAAAAAUUAUUGAAGGAAAAAAUAAAUCAACCAUCGAAGUGGGUGGGUGGGUGGCUCGGUGAAAAUUGCAACAUUAUAAUUAAGCAUUUUUCUUUCAUCUCUCAUUGCGGACCACUGGACCCUCGCCAUUCAAAAAGGAAACAAAUAAUUAGUGCCCGGGCCAAUUGUGUUGCGGAUUAGAGCUUAUUAUUGGUUGUACCGUUUCCGCUUUUGACCUAUGCCGAGGGUGGGGGAAGAUCGGCGGAAUGGAAUUUGAAAAUAUAGUUUCUAAUUAGCCCAUGUGAUGCUAGGAUUGCAACGUUUCAAUGUAAAAUUUUCUUUUGAGAAGAUAAUAAUGAGCCGGCUCAGCAUUGGAAGUCAUUAUUGACUAUUGUUCAUUCCAAGUAGGAAAACUGGCCUUCAACUGAGUCAGUAGCAGUCAAUCUAAAAAACACCAUUUUGACACACCUCGAAAAUAUUGAAGAAUUACAGAGCUUAUUUCGGAAAAUAUAAACACAGUCGUCCGGGAAUAUUACGGACAUUCAGUAAAAACGAGCGAGAGUUAAGUAUCAAACAUAUGUUCAUUAAAGACAAAUAAAUAUAUGGAAAAAAUAACGGACAAUUUGAAAACAUUGAAUAAUUACCGAGAUUCGUUCGGUAAAGAUAAACACAGUUGCUCGGGUAUAUUUCCGAACAUUCAGUAAAAACUAUCGAGAGUUCAGUAAAAAUUACCGAACGUUCGGAAAUAAUCCAAUGUACUGUAAAAAAAAACUCACAAAUAUAUGGAAAAAACGAUCAUUUUACUUUUGAAGUUUUUACAGGUUGUUCGGUUACUAUUAAAAUUUUUUCGGUAGUUUAUUGCCGAAGUUGUUUUGAUUUUUACAAUCAAAAUAUUUGAAAAAACUGCUCGGAUUCAACCGAAAUUUUGUCAAAACAUCCAAGAUUUUUUGUGUCAAAAUUGACAGUCGUUCAGUAAUUUUUUAACGAAUAGUGGACUAAACAAUUUUUCAAACAAGCUUAUUUCCACAGGAACAACCGUCAUUUUAUGCUAAAAAUUUCGCAAUUGUUAUAAGAAAUUUUGCAAAACUUUCGAAACAGUCUUAUAAGUUUUUCUAUGUAACGAAGGCAUUUUAUUAGAUUUUGUCUGUAAAUAAUUAUAACAAAGUUUCAAAUAAUUUUUAAGCUAUUUUCAUCGUUUAACCUGAAGAUUUCGGCAAUAUGUUCGUUCCCCAACAACCAAAAGUCGCAAUUUUACUUAAAAAUGGAACUCCGAAGUUCACAUUUGGCUGAAAAAUGUUUUACGGGAACUUCAGGUGACUCUUGUCGCGUAAAAAUUACUCAGGAAAUUCCAUGGAGCUUCUUUCAAGAAGGUCGAUAAUGUUCGCGUAACAUUCUAAAACGCACCAUUAAGAUACUUGAAGGUGUUUUAAAGAAACUAUUUGGGAAUUCUAAGCGACAUGUCAAAAAUGUCUGUCAAUUUCUUGUUAUGGUAUUGUUUUUGUUUAUUUCUGUACUGAUAUUUACAAAUGGAAUUCUAGAUUUUUUCGAAUUCUUCUUAUAAAUGUUAACAUAUUCGAAUAAAUUUUUGAUGAUGCUUAUUUAUGUUAUUAUUCAUACUGUGUACUGAAAGUCUUUUAAACGAAAUAAGGUACAAUCUAUUGACCAACCCAUUCAAUCAUCUCAAAUGACAUUAAAUUUGAAUACUAAUUAUAAAAGUGGCAAUGAAUUAUUGCCGGAUUGGUCGAGAGGCUGGUGAGUUUCAUUGCAACCUAGAGAGCAGCAGUUCAAUUCUCUAGGCGUAAGCAGCUUUUGUAAUCAAAACAAUAUAAAUAAAAUCAAUGAGAUAGACCAUGAUAGACCGGCAACCUAGCAAUCUGACAUCUGGUUGUCAGAGCAAUCUGUCAAUCGGAUUUUUUUUUUCGGCACGUAGAAGUUUCUUGACAUUCUCUUAGAAGCUGAAUAGCGUUCUCUACAGCCACCUAAACGAACUUGAAAGUAGCUUUAAGAACUUAAAUUUUGGGCUGAUUAGCAUUCUCUUCUCGGAUAUAAUAGAUCAUUUCUCCGCAAAGAAAUAACAUACAACAAAAGUAAAAAUGUCAUUUUGUAGGGUUUUUAUUGCACUUUAAGGAAAAACAUACAUAAAAAUCAGCUUUUCGGAUGAAUUUUCGAACUUUUUUUGUGAUACCACUCAUUAUGUUCUGCACAGUACUGCUGGUAACCUCAUUCGACAUCUUGUUCCAUCACUUUUCCAUUCGAGCGGGUUUUUUUCAUGGUUUUGCAACAUUUCUUCAGUUUGCCCUUAACUAUUGCCCAAUAUUUCUCGAUGGGACGAAAAUCCGGACAGUUUGGUGGAUUGAUACUUUUUUCAACAAAAUCGAUCUUGUUCUCCUUAUAUCACUUAUCGACAUCCCGGCUGUAGUGGCAGCUUGCAAGGUCCAGCCAGAACUUCACCGGACCUUUGUGGGAACGAAUGAAUGGCAAAACCCUCUUCUGGAGGCAUUCUUCUUUGUAAACAUUUCCAUUCAUUGUGUCCCCAGUGAUGAAAAUCUUAGUCUUCUUCCCACAACUACAGAUCCCUUGCCAAAUCAUCAACCUAAGAGCAGAUUUAUCUGCGAAAACAAACUUGAAUCUUCCCGCAACAUUCCCUUUACCUUCGCAAGGUAAAAUUUGUUACCGGGUAUUUGUCCUAAAUCCAUUUUGACAUAAGUUUCGUCGUCCAUCAAAUUGCAUCCGUUGUACUUGGUCAACACUUUCUCGUACAACUUCCUUGCCCUGGUUUUGGCAACCAGGUUUUGUUUCAGCGUCCUGUUGGGAUGUUUGCUUGCAUGAUACGACCGCAAGCCUUUUCGCAAACUUUUUCGUCAAAUCACUCAAGGAGAUUCCAGGAUUAUUAUGAACUGAUCGAAUUACCUUUGCUAGCAGCUUCCGGCCAUAUGUUCCACUUUUACGCCUGGUAAGUUUUGCUCGAUCCACCGCGUACGGGUCUCCCGGUAACGUUGCAGCACCGAAUUGACAGUCGAUUUGGGAUAUUUCAGGAAUUUCGGGGAAAGGAAAUAACUUUUGACUGACUGCUUCAAUCUUGAUGAAAUUUUCACCAUGAUACGACCGCAAGCCUUCUCGCAAACAAAUUCGUCGAGCUGUACUGUGGUUCGUCUUGAACUUUUUCGCCAAAUCACUCAAGGAGAUUCCAGGAUUAUUGUGGACUGAUCGAAUUACCUUUGCUAGCAGCUUCCGGCCAUAUGUUCAACUUUUACGCUUGGUUUGGUUUGCUCGAUCCACCGUAAGGGUCUCCCGGUAACGUUGCAGCACCGAAUUUACAGUUGAUUUAGGAUAUUCCAACGUAGAUAACUUUUGACUGACUGCUUCAAUCUUGAUGAAAUUUUCACCACUAAGUAAACAAACCAUCCGGAUCAAAACACUGUCAAUAGAUUCGCGAUGUGACAACUAGGGGCGCUGCAGUAAAUGAAAAGAUGCGACCAGAUUCUAUGUGAAACAGACUUUAGUUACUGCGAAAUGGAAAUCUUAGGUUUACAUUUGUUCCUAAUGUAACGAAGAAGUGGCGUAAGAAUGGCGCAUUUUAUACACUACAUUUUCCUUAAAGGAAGCGUCGUCUGCUAAGCACUUCCAAACGAACUAAUAAGUCCCACCAAGAACCUUCGAGAGGCUGUUAAGCGUUUUUUUUUAAAGUAAUCGUUAAAACUCUGCCAGCUCUUAUAACGUUUUCAUUUAAUGCCCAACGUUUCAACAUGUCCUAAUAUAAAUUCUAGAGCUAGAAAACAGGAAAAAUAUUCGUCUAUCUCCUCCCGAAAGCUUCCAAUCUAAGUAAAUACGAUAUUCAAAGAAACCACUCAAUGUGUUGAGGGCUUACCAUAAACCUCAUCAUUAAAAUGGGAUUUUUUCUUAGGUUUUAUUUUUGACACUUAACCAGCAUUAUGGCAUUCGUGUCUAAUUAAAAUGGCAUGAAUAUAUACCGAAAGGUGCCUGAUCGAACAAUCUUUCCGCUCUCGGAUCGGAAUACUCCGGUAUAGCUUCCUGCGGAUUAGUGUUGGCAAACAGAAAUAGAAAAUUUAAUUAGCUAUACUGGAACCAACACGCUAAGCUACUGGUUCGACAGUGGAGUGGAUCUUCAAAGUAUCAAACGGGCUUGAAUUCGUUUUUUUAAAUCAAAUAUACAUUAGCAUAAAAAUUUUAAUAAAGAAAAAGUUUGAAUAAAAAAUUUUGAAAAUUUCUUUUCACACUGUUGAAGUUUUACAAUGUUGCCAGACAUGUUUUAAACUUUUUAAAACACAGAUGUGCAGGCUUAAAAAUUAUUAGUAGAGACUUACUGAAUCGAAUUAAUGAUUUGGAAUCUUUUAUUCAUACCGGUCUAAUACACAGACAGUCUACUGGCUUUGAAGUCCUACCAAUAUUUCGUUUGUCUUUCUCAAAAGCUAUCGAGCUAGCCGGAGUCGUUUACGAGAGCAAAAUCCUUUCCAAAUCGGAGGCUUUUCUUGCUUAUUUUCCGUUAAAGAUUUCCGUUUAAUUAAUGAAGCAACUUCUAUGGAGUAGAUUUGAGGAUUACUCCCCCGAUUGUUUGGCCGAUGUGGUUGUUGUUUGGAAUUUUGUUUAUUUUUAUUUUUGCAGGUUCUCGUCAAUCUCUUAUGACUGAAAAUUUCGAAUUUACAAAAAAGAGCAAAAUUAUUUAAUCGAACGUGGAUUAUACAGUUUAAUAGGACAUCCAAAACCUUAUUGCUGAAACUUGUUAUCAACUGUUUUAUUUUUUUCACUUUUUUAUAAAAAAUGGUGAACCACCCAAAAUUAGUUUUUCAAAUCUGCCCCCACCCACUUCACUUCUUCACAAAUCAUGUUAAAAUUUCAAAUAAAAAAAAUUGAAAGGAUCAUCUCUAUGCAACAAGGUUCUGCUUUGAUUCGAGCUAAAGUGAGAUUUAAGAAAAAUGCUGUAAAAAAACAUACACAAAUGUCAUGAAACCGAAACCUUAAUGAAUUAAGUGUAGGUUUAUGGUACUUUAUUGCCGUGUUGGUGAUUUUUCCGAAGAUCAAGUGUACUUGUAGUUUUGUAAGUUGUAAUGAAAGAACGUUAAGCCGGAAAUUGAGGUAGAAAGUAUGCGAAGAUUUGUAAAAUCAUCGAUACAGAAACGGAACAAGAGAAUGAAGAGAAUGAGAUAUGUUAUUCUUAUUCAUUAAGAUAAACACUAUUAUCCAUUAUUGAUUUCCAUGUUCAGAACACACCUUCACCGAAUGUGAAAUUGUACAGAAGAACCUGAGAGUUUAUUUUUCAUCCCAUCUGUGGUCCCGGUAGAGUUAAAGUAUGAGAAAAUUCACAAUUCACAUCCAUAUUUGUCGACAGAAAAUGAAGAGAUACUGGUGUCUGUAAAAAAUAAUGAUGUAAAACAAUUUACAACCGGGAAUUUUACUGUUACAUGAUGAAAGAGGCAUAGUUGUGAAAGUAUUCGGGAUGGUCAAACCCAACUUUUUGGACAUCUAAUGUGGGUAGAGAAUAGCUAAGUUUGUGAUAGUGAGAAAUAAAACCGUGAUAAUCGGCGCCCACCUUCAACCACUGUAUCCUUUCACGACUGUGCAGUUUCCGUUUCGUGUCAGUACACAAUAGACAAAUAAUCCAAUGUGAAAUACGAAGCAUUGAAUCCCAAAACACCCAAAAACAUACACACUACAUCCACCACGAAUACAUGGAAGGGCUCACCCUGUACGUGCUGAACGAAACUGUCCGUUUGUGUGUAUGUGUGAACUCGCGAACUAUACAGAAGGUUGCUAAAUCUGGUGAAUGAAAACGUAAGAAAAAAGAAAUAAAA
Molecule: messenger RNA, 11903 nt
Organism: Uranotaenia lowii
Lineage: Eukaryota; Metazoa; Arthropoda; Insecta; Diptera; Culicidae
Gene: kek5
Exons: 3
Coding region: 311-2866 (851 amino acids)
Molecular function (GO): protein binding
Source: RefSeq, a predicted model, not a curated record